Molecule: messenger RNA, 1750 nt
Organism: Rhododendron vialii
Lineage: Eukaryota; Viridiplantae; Streptophyta; Magnoliopsida; Ericales; Ericaceae
Product: aspartic proteinase nepenthesin-1-like
Exons: 1
Coding region: 144-1514 (456 amino acids)
Biological process (GO): proteolysis
Cellular component (GO): extracellular region
Molecular function (GO): aspartic-type endopeptidase activity
Source: RefSeq, a predicted model, not a curated record
CUUUUUUUCUCUUCCACCCAAAAGCCCAAAGCCCACGGCGCAGCUGGCUUUUGCUUUCUUUUCUCUUUUUCACUAGAUGUUCUCCUUUUCACAUUGGGGCAGAACACAACAGAUGUUCCAUUUCAUUCAUUAUAACUACUGAUAUGCCUGUGUCUUACUUCUCACACCACUCAUCAUAUAUGGCUUCAUCACCACCAUCUCUAUCCUCCCACCUCUUUCUUACCCUAGCUUUGAUUCUCAUAUCUAUUUCACCCGCAUUUUCCACGUCACGUCAAGCUCUCGAUGAUCAUCAGGAUCAACUGAUGAAAACUGGUUUCAAAAUUACUCUAAACCACAUUGAUUCGGGUGGAAACUUCACUAACUCUGAACGUUUAUAUCGGGCAGUGAAGCGUUCCAGCCGCAGACUCCAAAUGUUCAAUGAAAUGGUUUUGAAAGCUAAACAUCCAAAACUCAAGACCACGGUUUAUGCAGGAAAUGGCGAAUACCUUAUGAACUUUUCGAUAGGGACCCCGCCAAAGUCCUACUCUGGUAUAAUGGAUACCGGUAGCGACCUCAUAUGGACUCAAUGCCAGCCUUGUCUCAAGUGUGCUCCUCAGCCCAAUCCGUUGUUUGAUCCAAAGAAAUCCUCCUCUUUUUCAAAUGUGUCAUGCACCAGCCAAUUUUGCCGAGACCUGCCAGAUUCAGAUUGCAACCCCUUCUACGGGUGCGUGUAUAACUACACAUACGGAACUGGGUUAACUUUAGGUUUUUUAGGCACCGAGACCUUUACUUUCGAGAAGGUCAAGGUGCCGAAAGUAACGUUUGGUUGUGGUCUAUUUAAUUUGGGAUUCGGGACCGAGGGCCUGAUAGGCUUCGGACGCGGACCCUUGUCGCUCGUCUCCCAGUUGGGUGAGCCCACGUUCUCAUAUUGCUUGACUUCCUGGAAUGGAAGUAAACCCAGUACUCUUUUGAUAGGCUCCCAUGCAAGUGUGAAUUCCUCAGGUGGUGGUGGGGAGAUCAAAACCACCCCUUUGAUUCAAAACCCAGAUUUUUAUUAUCUUUCUCUCGAAGGAAUCACGAUUGGUAGCACUAGGUUGCCCGUAAACAAAACAACUUUUGCUCUCAAUGCUGAUGGGUCUGGGGGCCUGAUGAUAGACUCGGGCACGUCAGUUACACACUUGGCGGAAAGUGCUUAUACUCAUGUUAAGGAAGAGUUCAAACGUCAGGUAAAGCUUCCGGUAGUCGACGUUUUAGACUCCAACGGGCUUGAUCUUUGCUUCGAGUUGCCAUCCGAUCCUUCUGAUCGUGUGGAGAUACCCUCGCUGGUAUUCCAUUUUACGCAUGCAGAUUUAGAUUUACCGACGGAAAACUAUAUGCUCCCGAACUCCAGUUUGGGGGUGACGUGUUUGGCCAUGCUUGGUUCAGGUGAUACUAGCUCCAUAUAUGGGAAUAUACAGCAGCAAAACUUCCUGGUGGUGCAUGACUUAUACAAAGAAACCCUGUCAUUUAUGCCAACGGAGUGUGACAAGUUUUGAGCUCUUCUAUUAGUUGAGCUCAAAACUUGUUUGGCCGGCCAUGGUUGUUUGUUGCGUUGCCAAGUUUAUCAUGUGUUUUUCCAUGGUCAUGCAUGUGUUUGGCCAUGGUUGUUUGUAUUGUAGCGUUUGUUAGUUCUCUCUUUGUAUUGUGGUGUGGUCAGCUGCCAGUGUGAGCGAUGGCGGGUUUCUCUCUUUGGAGUUGGAACCCAUCUUAAAUAAACUCACUGUUUUCAUCA